Molecule: messenger RNA, 543 nt
Organism: Prorocentrum cordatum
Lineage: Eukaryota; Dinophyceae; Prorocentrales; Prorocentraceae
Source: the annotation of a GenBank genome assembly
AUGCGCUCCGCGCGGGGCAUCCGCGGAGAGAGAGCGCCCCAGCUCGACGGGGUCGCAGCCCGCGAGGCCGCGGACACGGACGUGCUCUUCGCCCACGACGCAGGCCACCUCGGAGAGGGGCUCUCUCUCUCUCUCUCUGGAGGCCUCGGCGCCGCGCGACGGCGGCGCCGCACGUCGGAGCGGCUCGCCCGGAGGCUCUCGGCACGCGGGUCCAGGCGAUGCAGAGGCUCCCAGGGCGCCCAGAUCGGCGGUGCGGCCCCGGAGCAGCCUCCAGCCAGGCCGGGGCGGAGGAGCGGGCGCCAGGUGUCCGCCGCGCACGCGCGGGCUCCAGCGGUGAGGUAUACAGAUGGCCUCGGACCCCACGCUCGCGUCCAACAUCUCGCCGAGCAGCGGCGAGGCCUGCUGCCACUGCUCAUCUGUCUCGCCCGUGCCGCCCCCAGCGCAGUGCCCAUGCCGCCCAGGUCUAGAUCAGCCGCCCACAGCUCGACGAGUCAUGGCGGCGCCUCCUCUCAAUGUCCGCUGUUCUCGCGCGCGCGCCGCUGA